GCGUCACAACUAUCGAUGGAGCCGGAGCAAGCUGCAAGCACCGAGACCGAGUCCGGUAUUGACCUGUUGGUCAUCGUGCUGGACACGAACCCAUCUCAGCACAUUGUCCGCCAGAACCCGCAGAACCUUACACAGAUCCUGGAGGCGGUGAUCGCUUUUGGCAAUGCGCAUCUCAUGCAAAAGGCUCAGAACAAAUUGGCGGUCAUAUCCUGCGCCCAUCACGCAACAAAUUUCCUCUACCCACAGCCAAGGCGUCAGGUGGAACUUCGCCAGAUCGACGGCCAGUACGAGGCCUUCAGCUUGGUGGAGAAGACGGUGAAGCAGCAGCUGGGCAGCAUUCUGAUGAAUGCGCCUCGCCUUGGUUCACCCUGUGAGAGCCUGCUGGCUGGCAGUAUGGCCAUGGCCCUUUGCUACAUAUCAAGAUUGCAACGGAAUGUGGCCGCCGGCGUAAAGAUGCACUCUCGCAUCCUGGUGCUGACGGGCAGCAAUGAGUGCUCCUCCCAAUACAUGACGUUCAUGAAUGUCUUCUUUACCGCACAAAAGCUUGGCAUUACAAUUGACACCUGCGCUUUGGAUAAAACCCUAAGCCUGCUGCAGCAAGGCUGUGAUAUCACCACGGGCCAGUUCCUAAAGGUCACCCAAUUGGAUGGCCUGCUUCAGUAUCUACUGUGGGUGUUUCUGCCGGCACCGCAGAUGCGUCACAAAUUGGUAUUGCCGCCACCGCCAAAGGUUGACUAUCGCGCCUCCUGCUUCUGCCAUCGAGAGCUCAUCGACAUUGGCUACGUCUGUUCCGUUUGCCUAUCUGUGUUCUGCAAAUAUAGCCCCAUUUGCACCACAUGCCACACAAUUUUCAAAACUCCGGGACCACUGCCUGUAAAGGGCAAAAAGAAAAAAAAGGAUAAACAAAUGUAGCUGCCACCACGGUAAAUAU
This is a messenger RNA of Drosophila persimilis, 931 nucleotides long. It is a transcript of the gene Tfb4, whose product is annotated as general transcription factor IIH subunit 3. The transcript has 5 exons. The record is from RefSeq and is a predicted model, not a curated record. Gene Ontology annotation, cellular component: transcription factor TFIIH core complex; transcription factor TFIIH holo complex. The coding region runs from base 16 to 912 and encodes 298 amino acids. Lineage: Eukaryota; Metazoa; Arthropoda; Insecta; Diptera; Drosophilidae. Gene Ontology annotation, biological process: nucleotide-excision repair; regulation of DNA-templated transcription.